Molecule: messenger RNA, 2808 nt
Organism: Candidozyma haemuli
Lineage: Eukaryota; Fungi; Ascomycota; Pichiomycetes; Serinales; Metschnikowiaceae
Gene: ARO80
Product: Aro80p
Exons: 1
Coding region: 1-2808 (935 amino acids)
Biological process (GO): aromatic amino acid catabolic process; positive regulation of transcription by RNA polymerase II
Cellular component (GO): nucleus
Molecular function (GO): DNA-binding transcription factor activity, RNA polymerase II-specific; zinc ion binding
Source: RefSeq, a predicted model, not a curated record
AUGACAACUUUCCAAGAUAGUGGGGGUGCUCCGCCGACUAAGAAGUUCAAGAGGACAUACGUUGCUUGUCUCAACUGUCGUGUGAGGAAGGUUAAAUGUGACUUGGGCGACCUUCUGCUGCCAAACAGUAAAUGCGCUAGAUGUGAAAGAGAACGGCGUGAUUGUGUAUUUGUGGACUCGAAAAAGCGUACGGUGGAGAGACUACGAGCAGGGCAGUCCACCAGUAUAAAUUCUGACACACAUGGAGGACGUUCGUCGCCGAAGCUGUCGCUGCCAUCUGGUCCUGGGACUCCGGCAAUAGCCGGCCAUACCUCGGGUUCCUCAUCUGGCACAGUUAAGACUGAACCUGAUAACCCAAAACAUUUUUCUACCAUGGAGGGAGCUCUUGUGUUUUUGGCCAAUGCAGCGGGUAAGAUUGCUUCGGCAGAUGAGAGAGAUAAGAUUGAUGGGAGAAGUAUGUAUAACCAAAUUCAGGAAACUUCUCAGUUUCCAGUUCUGAGCGAGAGAUCGCAGCUCUCAAGGACGGUUGAAUCAUCUAUCCCUGAUUCUCUGCUGCUGCCGAAGGAUCCUUCCGGUUUACCACAGCCGCUGGCUCCUUUCCAGCGUAAAUCGUCGACGACAUCAAAUUCAGGAAGGUCGGGAGCAAAUGAUAAUGGCACAACUUCUAAUCCUGCUCGUUCUAGUUCAACUUCCCUCCCGACUUCGAACCCUCCAUCUGCGUCUGCUAACGUGGGUGCUGCUCAGUGGCCUUCGUACUUUAGUCGACCUGAAGAUCAGUCACAUCGCUUCACGAUGCCACCAGCGGAAUCGGAAGCUGAUGUCCGGCCACGGGGCACGCUGGAUCUCAAUUCAAUUGUUUACAUUGGAGAAGAUGGUAUACUUACGGCUUCUGAAGCACAAUAUUUGAUCAAGAUGUUUUUCACCACAAUGCAUCCCUUUUAUCCUCAUAUUCCGAAAUUUUUGCAUCUGCCCUCCAUUCUUGCUGGUUAUCCUAUACUUCUCUGUGCUAUUCUUACAAUAUCAUCGAGAUACCACUCAUUGAAUGGCACUACUGCUGACGGCACUCCUAAAAAUAUUGACGUCCAUGACAGGUUGUGGCUCUAUGUGCAACGGCUCAUCUCUCAAACCGUCUGGGCUGAAGCAAGUACUCGUUCUAUAGGAACGGUUUUUGCCUUUUUGCUAUUCACUGAAUGGAACCCUCGAGCGAUACAUUGGAGGUGGUCAGACUAUGCUAACAGGGCCGAUGAUCCUCGUGAAACAGCAAUGUCGUCGAACCCUUUGUCAUAUGCGUCUUCAGUGGCUGCUGCAACAUCAGACGAGCCUGCUGGUCUAGGAGCCAUGCGUCGAUCCUAUAGAAUGGCUUGGAUGCUCAUUGGUUCCGCGGUACGUCUUGCUCAAGACACUGGAUUUAUGGAAGUGAGUUCAAAAACAUUCCUCGCUACGCAUGUGGCGGAAAUGAAUAGUGUGAUGAACAUGAGUCGGAGAAGUAUGUUGGGAGCAUCUCUCGCUGAUGUCGAGCUAGACCAUGAGCCAAUAUCUGAAAAUGAUAUGGAGAUUCGAGAAGACAAUGAAUACAAAGUCCUCAACAUGACGGAAGACGAACAGAAGAAAAUUUCUGCUGAAAAUUUCCUUUCAUUUACGGAGCCCCAAAAGGCGCAGAUUGAGCUACUCCAGAUUAUGUCGUUAAGCCACGAGUCCUUGUAUGGGUAUAAAGCCCCACUUGGGUCCUUAAAUCAACGCCAGAACUUAGCAAUCCUCAAUAUUAUCAGUCCAAUGGUAAACAAUUGGGCAAGAAAGUACAAGCAUUUAAUGCUACCUCCAUCCAACAAAUGGCUCCGGAAAUAUAACAUUGAUGACCCUAGCGCAUGUGACGAUCAAACUGCUGCAAAACUUGCCACCUACAUUCAAGCUGAAUCAUUUGUUUUCGAGUAUAACUAUGCCAAGCUAUACAUCUUUUCACUUGCAUUGAGCCCGACUCCGAAGGAAUCGCGUCCUGCUCCUGGAAAGGUCAAUUUGAAGCUAGAUGAAAUUUCCAAAAGUGCAAAAUACAUCGAGCAAGCUUUUGGAGCUGCUAACGAGAUAUUACACAUGGCUCAUAGGGUUCACAAGAUAAAGAUGCUAAGAUUCAUGCCAGUACGUUGGGUGACAAGGCUUGUUCGUGCCGUUGCCUUUAUUGUUAAGUGUUACUUGACUAUCACAGCUCAUAAAUCAUCCACAAGUGGCGACGAAGUAAAUGGAGUAAGCAGUGACAAUCUUGACGCUACGAUUCUUUCGCUUUCUUUAAUUUCUGUUCACACUAUCGUCCAAAGUAUCCAGAAAGCUGCAAUCACUUUAAGAGACUGUUCGCCUGACGAGCUUCAUCUUUGUACGAGGUAUUCAAAUGUCUUGAUGUAUCUAUGUUCCGAAAUGAGAUCCAAGCUCAAGCAGCUGACUGCAGAUGACGAAUACGAAUUGAGUAAUUCGCUGGAGAACCCAAAGGAAAAGACCGAAUUGAACAAAGACAACCAAGUGCCGACUUCUCAAACCGAAAGCCUGCAGCCCCAGAGCUAUUCACAAAACGCGGCUCUAGUGCUGGCCAUUACUGAUACUCACCAGGCCAAUCCUACGGGGCUGGCCGGCUCCACUACAGAUGCCCAGACUAGCAGUACCGGUCUAAAUUACUUGGCCGACAGUGAGCUUAUGGAAUGGAUAAUGAAUAAUCGAGACGUUGGUCUUGAUUUUGUUGGGCCAUGGACGGAGCUCAUAGAGCAGCAAUUGGAGGACCAGCAUUUUGACUUCAAUGAUGGUCUUGAUUUCAGUGCGUCGUGA